UUGACUUUUGGGAUAUAUGCCUCUCUUUCUCUGGGUGGUUCCCUUUCCAGAAAACAACUCACCUGCCCCAAAUUCUUCUUUCCUUUUGGGUCUCCUUUGUUUUCAUGGUUUCUCUCUCGCUCCUGGGAGCCCUGGCCCUCAAAAUGGUGACAAACUAUGAAGACAUGGGGAGGUCACUUCUCAAGAUCAGAAGAGACUGGAUUGUAUUUAGAUUCCUUCAACAAAGAAGUAUGCCAUGAGUCCCUUCUUCUUGAAUGCUGAAGCACCAUUUUCCUCCUAUGGGUCCCAAACCAACUCCUCUCCAUUACUCCUUUAACCUUUUUGUCCACAAAGAGAUACCCUACUCAAACUCUCUUCCUCCCUCUCCCACCUCUAUCUUUCCUUCCCUCUCUCUCCUUCUUUCUCUCCCCCCCCUCUCUCUCACCUUUCUAUAUUUCUUCUAUCUUUUCUCCCUCUCUUUUCUCUUUCCUUUUUGGCCUUUCUUUUCUGUAUCUCCCAAAAUCUUGUCUUUAUGUCUCUUCUGUCCUAUUCUCUUUUUCCCCUCUGCUAUUCUCUUCUCGUCUUCCCUCCUUUCAUCUGCUGUUUCUUCCCUUGUUCCUUCCCUGCCCUCAGCUUCUCUCUAGCACUUGUUCCCUCUGAAUUUUUCUUUUUUUCUUUUCUUUCCCUUCUCAAACUACAGGGUAUCAACAUAAGCUGCCAGGAAUCAGAUCGACAAAGAGAAGUGAGGUUGGUGUAGGAGCUGUCACCCAUAUCCCCGACCAUGGAGCACCAGGAGACAUCAAGACAUCACUGACUAGUGGCCUCCUGAUUCGUGAAUCCAUUGUAUAUUCUAUAGGAUUCCCUACUGAGACUUCAGGGACACUGAAGAAAGUGAGUGGAUCUCACCAGGGAAGAGAACCAACAGACUCCAUCAGUAUCCCUAUGACUGGCUUUAAGGGGAGAGAUUCCAUUACAGACAUUGAAAGAGACAUAUGUGUCAUGGAGACAACUCUAAGAGCCACAGCCUCAAGUGCCACAGAAACCACACCAAAUCCUGAUUUGUCAGUGAGACCUAUCACACUAGAGCCAGGCUCAGCUGCCCUAACUUCCACUGCUCCCACCAUCAUUCCAACACUGUCUGAGGAAGACAUAAACACCUCACUGGUGUCUAUAGAAGGACCAACAGAAGAUAAAACAGUGUCCAGCACCUUCCCAGCAAAUGCAGACACCCCUGGUAUCACUCACAGGGAGCACUUCUUCACAGGUCCUGGAGUAACUUUUCAACCUGACAUGGCCUCUACUUCUCUGCCCAAUUUAUGUGAAGGGAUCAGUUAUUCCAGAAAUAUCCCCUCACCCUCUUUAGGGAGUAGGAAAAGCAGUGCCAUGAUUGGAGUCUGGACAAGCCCAGCUGAACCUCACACUGUGGAGCCUAAGAAGCCCACCCCUGCUGAGGGUUCCCUCUGUAUUGGACCAGUGACUGAAUUUAGCAGCAGGGAAAGUGGACAUUUAAAGAAUAGCUUGGCCUCUGCUGUGACCCUUAACUCUCCACUACCAAGCCCCAUUGCUUCUAGCAGCAUGGAUGUAGACUCAGAAAUGGCGUCAGGAUUAUCUCUCUGGACAGACAGCUCCUCAUCACAAGUAGAAGUCAGUUUUCCUUAUCUCUUUUCCACCACAGGAGAUGGACCCUCCCUGGGAACAGAACCUCACAAUCCCAUCCACGAAUCUCUGAGCCCAUGGCCAGGCUCCUUUCCUGCCUUAAGUACUCCCACAGCCUGCACAAGGACAGCUUCCCUUGAAACUGCUACUUCAUUGGAGGACCCAGGGCCAGCCAGCCUGACUCCAGAGACUGAGAGAAACCCACAGGCAACACCAACUCCAGUUAUCACCCUGCCUCCAGCCAGCACACAGGAAGUUUGCACAACAGCAUCUCCCAGUCCUUCUGACACAACCACAGAGGGCAACAGUGUCAAGUCAGGGACAACCUCUGUUUCUGAUCAAGUGCCUUCCACUUCCAGCCUCUUCCCAAGUAGUGAUGCUGGUGUGGUGCCAGCCACACAUGCCCAAGGCCAUGAAGCACCAGGAAGCACAGGAGCACUGAUGAGGAGCCCCCUGACAUCUAUGUGUUCUAUUAUGCCCACAGAAUUAAGCACAAGUCUGGCUUCCAGUAUGAACAUUUUUGACACCUAUUUGCCUGAUGAUACCAUUGCCCCAUCGGAUGACUCUUCAGAGUCCACAGUGACUUCAGUAUCACAACCCUCAUACUACAAGAUUUUCACUCUCGACUUCACCAUCACCAACAUGUUGUACAAACCAGAGAUGGGCGAAACUGGUUCCAGCACAUUCGAGGCCACUGAGCAUGUCCUGAAGAACCUGCUUAAGGUAUUGUUUGAAAGGAGCAGCCUUGGCUCUCAGUAUUCUGGAUGCAGUGUGAUCUCAUUGAGGUCUCGAAAUAAUGGGACAGCAACAGGAGUGGAUGUGUAUUGCAUUCUUAAGGAAGUCUCUGCCAGCGCUGUCCUGGAAAAAGAGAAAGUUUACUGGGAGUUGACUGAACAGCUCUUUAGAAGAAAGCUAAGCCACUUGAUUAUAGACAAAGACAGCCUCAGUGUGGAUGGGUAUAAUCGUAAGAUGACACUCUUCAGAUCCAGGAAGGGUUUGUUUAAACCUAAUAUCCACAAGGACAUGAAGCAGGAAAUGGAGAGGGCAGGAGAGACAAAGUCCCAAGUAUCAGGUAUGACAAAGAAUUAAAUGAUCCCUUCUCACAAGGUCCCUGUAUUCUAACAAUGAUGACAAUAACUACAGAGAUGAAUAUAUAUUGAAUAUAAACUAAGACUAAGUACAGUUAACAAGGUAUUUGAGGAGGAAAUGUGUAGGAAAUCAUGAAAGGUUUCAUGUAGAAGGUGGUGCUGGAGGUUAAUAACAAAGGGAAGGAAGGGAGGGUUAUUCCAGUUAUAGUGCAAUGUCAUAGUUAUGGGAGAUGAUGUUUCCCAUAGCCAGGAAAUGGAGAAGGUCAGAUUGGAAGAAUUAUUCAAUGCAAGAGGAAGAAUAACAUCCAUUGACAUUGGAGAGGUAGAUUGAGGCUGUGAUAAAAAAUGCAAAUGCAUUACACAUUAAUAAGAUAGAAUAAAUCAGAUAAAAAUUGUGCAUGCAACUAUAAAACUAGAAAAAGAUAAAAUCAGAAAUCUAAUUAAUGUUAGAAUUAGAAAUUCUAAAAAUCGAAGGAGAAAUUGAUAAAAUUAAAAAAUAAGAGAUCUAUUGAGCUAAUAAACUGGGAGUUGGUUUUAUGAAACAAACAAAUUAAACACAUGUCCCAUAUAGCAUAGAGCAUUGGUUAAUUUGAUUCAGAAAGGAAAGAAGAAAAUCAAAUUACCAGUAUCAAAAGUAUAAAAAGUGACUUCACCAUCAAUGAAGAAGAAAUUAAAGCAAUCAAUAGUAGCUAUUUUAUACCCAAUUAUAUGAAAAUAAAACUAUUCUUGUGGAAAUGGAUGAAUAUUUUACAGAAAUAUAAAUUUCCUAGGCUUACAAAAGAUGAAGGAAAAUAUUUGAAUGAUCCCAUUUUGAAAAAAAUAAAUUGAAUAAGCUCUCAAGAAGUCCCCAAGGAAAACAUCUCAGGGCCAGAUGGAUUCACAAGGG
This is a messenger RNA of Monodelphis domestica (gray short-tailed opossum), 3609 nucleotides long. Lineage: Eukaryota; Metazoa; Chordata; Mammalia; Didelphimorphia; Didelphidae. The record is from RefSeq and is a predicted model, not a curated record.